This is a messenger RNA of Paramecium tetraurelia, 294 nucleotides long. RefSeq lists its product as uncharacterized. The record is from RefSeq and is a predicted model, not a curated record. The transcript has a single exon. Lineage: Eukaryota; Ciliophora; Oligohymenophorea; Peniculida; Parameciidae.
AUGUCUAAGGAAAAUUAGAAUCCAUCAAUUUAAGCUGAAUAAAUUGAUAUAAUUAGAGAAAAACCUAGAUUCAAUUGUCAACCUGAAUAGAAUUACUAAAAUGAUCAGUAUUUCUUAUUUUUAUUAAAUAACUUCUCAUUUAGAAAUGAAUUAUAGAAUAUGAAAGCAUGCAAGUAAGAACCUAUUUUCUUUGAAGUUCCUAAAGUGGAAUAGAAACUUAGUUUAUUUGAUAUCAUGGUAGUUAAAUAGAUAGAAUCCAAACAAUUAGGCAAAUUGUAUACUCUAUAUUUAUGA